AUGGCAUUCUAAAUUUGUGCGCAAGUGAUUAAAUGGUGAGCGUCGCGUUUUCUUUUUGGACUAUAAAUUUUCUCAUGUUUAACGAACAUUGAAGUGUUUUGCGUGCGUUCGUGCGUAAGUUUAGUGCUCGGAAAAAUUGUUAGCGUUUAUUUUAAAUUUUGUAAGGAAUUUUUUGUGUGUUCUGUCUGGCUUGGGAACGAGACCAGCGUAAGCAAUGGCUCAGCUUCCGCCGCGAAAGAAUCCUACGCCAACUAGAAUUUCAAAGCAACACCUAACACCAUUGCAGACAUUACUGCAAAUGGGCUUCACAAAGCAUCGAGCCGAAAAGGCUUUGGCCGCUACCGGCAACCGAGGAGUUCAAAUUGCUUCCGACUGGUUGCUUGCUCAUGUAAAUGAUUCUACUUUGGACGAAAAUAAUCCUCGUGAAUACAUCUUAUAUGCAUGUCCAACUGGCCCCUUUCUGCAACAGCUAGAGGAAUUCUGGAACAAGUCACGCAUGGUUUGCGGUUGGAACGGCGCUCACAACUAUGUGCCACAUAUCACACUGGUUUCAUUUUUCAAGGCACCUGAUGAAAGUUCACUACAAUUAUCCAAAGCUCUAAAACAGGUGGUUGACAUGAGUGGAGCACUUCUAGAUCGUCCAUUAAAGUUGGAGCCCUAUAUGAGUCAGAAUUUUAUGGGGUUCUUUGUAGCCGAAGAAGAUGCAAACUAUUUAAAACGGUUAUCACUGCAAUACGUUAAGGAGGUGUCCAACUCAAUCAUAAGCGACACGUAUGAGCAGCUCGAUGCAAUAGUCGCAUGCUUCCCAUGGUGCGGUGCUGUUUCGUCCGGUACACGUUGUAUACCGCGUAGUAGUCGAUCUAUAUCUUUGGAGCCGCACGUAAAAUCACUGCACCUUACCUUAGCGUAUCAGUUUCCGCAGAACCAAUUCAAUGCACUGAAAACAUUAGUGGAAUCGCUUGAUGCAUCCUGCGCCACCAAUUGGGAGCUGCGUCUGUACUCGCGCGACCCUCGACUAGCCACUAAACAAGUGCAUAAAGUGGUGUACCCCCAUAGUCCGCAUGAAAUCGAUGAACUGGAGUUGCGCAUCGGCGAUUACAUUUAUUUGAAUACAGAUGCAGUUGACAAUUCGUGUGAUGGCUGGGCCGAGGGAAUUUCGUGGCUAACAGGCAGCUCCGGACAUUUGCCUGUGAAUUACACUGAACGAACCGCCGAGUCGGACGCGUGGACACUUCAUCGUGUUGUGCAAUUGUCCAAGUCGAUGACACCUUCACUAACAUCGGGCGAAGAAAUUGACAUUGUGGACGGGCGUAGUAUUUCUAUUGAGCACGAUGAACAGCAUAUAGACUUGCAUCAUCAAAUUGGUCUGCCGCCUGAACUAAUCGAGGGCUCGUCUUUUAAUGAGGACUCUGAAAAUAGUGUGGAAAAGUAUUUGCGCAAAACAUUGCAACCUUGCUUGGAUUUGCCAUUGGUGCAGGGCCUCAGCAAUCACAACGUAACGCACAAUAGCAAUCAGCAGGCAAGUCAUCAGGUAGUGCAGCGGCAGAACAUACAUCAAGACACGUCAAGUUUUGAAAUGAGUUCACCUCACGUCAUGGAGGUCGCUAAACGGCGAGGUGACAUGGAGAUAAUGGUGGAACCGAUUGGGGUGGCGGUGCCACGCGCCGAUGACACACUGAGCACUGACUCGGAGCGUUCGCACGAGGCUACGAGUCUUGAAGCAAAGUCGUCCAAAUGCCGUCGGGUAUACAUAAUGCGGCACGGGGAGCGUGUGGAUUUCACCUUCGGCACCUGGGUACCAUAUUGCUUCGAUGAAUUCAGCAAUUACGUACGCAAAGACUUAAACAUGCCCAAAAAAUUGCCACGAAGACAAAGAUGUCCUGAAGGCUGGCAAAAUGACUCACCACUCACCAAUAUUGGUCUUUACCAAGCGAAAUUGACUGGGGAAGCAUUACUUGAAUCCAACGUGUGCAUCGAUCAUGUUUACUGUUCACCAGCCUAUCGCUGCUUGCAGACUUGCACUAGCACCCUGGAAGGUUUGCAGUCACGUCACAAAUUCAAAAUAAAAUUGGAACCGGGUUUAUUUGAAUGGAUGGCUUGGUAUCCGGAAGGUGUGCCCGAUUGGUUGAGUAAAUCAGAGUUGCUGGAGGCUGAUUAUAAUGUGGAUACUAAUUAUCAGCCCUUUAUGUCUGCGGAUGUGUUGAAUGAUUGCAUUAAGGAAACCACUGAAGAGUUCUAUACGCGUAAUUAUGAAAUUAUGCGCAAAAUCAUUGAAACGACAAAGGGUAACAUUUUGAUUGUGGCUCACGCUACCACUCUCGAUACGUGCUCACGUCAAUUGAUUGGAGCGCCACCCCGUAGUACAAAUGAAUUGCGCCAAGUAAUACACAAAAUACCAUAUUGCAGUCUAGGCACUGUAGAGGAGGUAGAUGCCGGCGUCUGGAAGCUGGUGGAACCUGAAUGUUUGCCCGUCACACAUUCGAAAAACCCUCGCUUUGAAUGGAAUGCACUAACUGCCACAUAGUGUUCGUGCUUUGGUGAGAUGCUGUUGGUAGCUGAAAAUCGCGUCGGAAAACCUUUGUGAAAAUAUAACAGUUUCAAAACAACUUUUUGAUCUGCAACACCGAAGUAAUUGGAAGUAUAAAAUUUUAAUUGAAUUUAAUGGAUGAUUUUCUUAAGGACGAUAGAAACGUGUACUCUUCUUUUCGGCUGCAUAUUUACAUGCCGGUUCAACCAUGUCAGUGAUAUAAUUGUAAAUUACAUUUGUGGUUAGUUAGGUCGAAAAUAUACAAAUAUGAGCAUGAAAUGUACUCGGUGCUUCUGAAAAUAUGGUACAAUUUUCGUUUCUUAUGCUACAUCCUUUCAGCAAAGUACAACUUCAAUUACAAUUCAAUAACUUUUGCGAGUUUGUCUAUUUUAGCGCAAAAGUAAGUGCAUAUUCUUGAUCUAUAAUCGAAAACGCGAUAAUAAAGUUUAAUUUGCGCUCAUCAAAGAAUCAAAAAUCUAUAUAUUCAUAUUUUUUUUUUUUAAGAAAAGAAGUCCGCAAUGACGCUCAUUAUAUUUGUAAUUAAGAAUUCCAGAACUUAAAUAGUUGUAUCAAAUGAUAUACCAGCUAUUCUAAAAUAUUUGGCAUUGAUUGCAAUAGCAUCUGCCUGAACUCUUAACCACCCUCCGAUGGUUAGCAGUUGGCGUCUUCUGGACCGUGGUUUACGAUUUGUUUAAAACAGCAAAAGCUUAGAGCACGUUGAUUUGAAAUACAAUGGAAACCAAUAUUAAACAUAUUUACACGUAUUUAAUUUAUGAAAUGAAAAGUUGUCACAACCAAACACAAAUGAAGGUCAAUAAAUAUUGGUGCAUAUUGAUAUGUAUCUCGAAAUAA
Molecule: messenger RNA, 3379 nt
Organism: Anastrepha ludens (Mexican fruit fly)
Lineage: Eukaryota; Metazoa; Arthropoda; Insecta; Diptera; Tephritidae
Gene: Epp
Product: ecdysteroid-phosphate phosphatase
Exons: 10
Coding region: 215-2524 (769 amino acids)
Molecular function (GO): protein binding
Source: RefSeq, a predicted model, not a curated record